Messenger RNA from Capsella rubella, 1176 nucleotides. Its product is annotated as NAC domain-containing protein 53-like. The record is from RefSeq and is a predicted model, not a curated record. Gene Ontology annotation, molecular function: DNA binding. Lineage: Eukaryota; Viridiplantae; Streptophyta; Magnoliopsida; Brassicales; Brassicaceae. Bases 40 to 1176 code for a protein of 378 amino acids. The transcript has a single exon. Gene Ontology annotation, biological process: regulation of DNA-templated transcription.
AAAUCACAUAACAUAAAAUUGUUGAGAGAAGCAUAUAAAAUGACGACGGAGUACUAUGAAGAUGAUGAUGAAGGGUUUCACUUUGAUCCCUCAGACGACGAAAUCAUCAAUUGUUAUCUUAAACCGAUGCUAAGAGGUGAAUACCGUGGAAGAGACUUCAUAGGGAUGGAGGAUGUUUAUGCCAAGGAGCCAUGGUUGCUUAACCAAACCAACCAUCCUAUUCUCCAGGAAGACGAGUGGUAUUACUUCACCACAAAGACUCAGAUCUCCAAAGAGAAGGUUGGUUGUGGUAAGUACUCUAAGCGGAAGAUCAUCGGAGACGAUGGCACUGACCUUGGGAACUGGAGUGCGAAUGGGACAAAAGAUAUCAUCGACGAGGAGACAGGGGACAUCAUCGGGAUAAGGCAGAACUUAACGUAUCAUAGCCCCAGGAAGAGCAAGAAGCACAAGAGAGGAGACGGUGGUGCUGCUCCUAUUGAUGUUUCAUGCAGCUGGAUUAUGGACGAGUUUAGGUUACCUACUGACAAAGAUAACGAGACGUUCCAGGAGUUGGUCCUCUGCAAGAUUCACAAGAAAAAAUGGUGCAAGAAGAAGGGGAAGGGGAAGGAGAUUGCUCAUCAUGAGGAAGAUGAGGAUGAUGAGGAUGAUGAGGAGAUAGUCCCCUGCAAGAAGCAUACGAAAAGGAAGUCCAAGAAGAAGAAGGAGUUUUAUCAACAUGAUGAUGAAGCUUCUACUUCUACUAGUCAUUAUGAUCAGCAUGACCCUUAUUCUUCCUGGGAGCAGCAGCAGCAAAAGGAAGCACUCAAAACUAGUCAUUAUGGUCAGCAUGAGCCUUCUUCUUACUGGGAGGAGCAGCAGCAAAAGGACACACCCACAAUAGAGAAGGAGCUCACAGAGAUUACAGGGGAAGGCGGAGGAGAUUGGACUGCCUAUAUGAUAGAAAAGUUGAUGGCAGACGUGGAUGGAACUGGUCAAGUACCUGAAAAAGCUUCUACUUGUACUAGUCAUUAUCAGCAGCAUGAGUCUUCUUCUUCCUGGAGGGAGGAGCAGCAGCAAAAGGACUCACCCGCAACAGAGAAGGAUGAGCAGGUUGAAGCCACAGAGAUUAGACGGGAAGACGAAGAAGAGUGGACUGCCGAUAUGAUAGAAGAGUUGAUAGGAGCACCAAUAUUCUGA